Molecule: messenger RNA, 1665 nt
Organism: Alternaria ethzedia
Lineage: Eukaryota; Fungi; Ascomycota; Dothideomycetes; Pleosporales; Pleosporaceae
Exons: 3
Coding region: 1-1665 (554 amino acids)
Source: RefSeq, a predicted model, not a curated record
AUGCCUGACCGUAUAUGGGACGAAACCGUUGCGCUCGGCACGGCUCCCAUAUUCGACGAUGCUAUAUAUCUGGCCGAAGCCUUGGGUCUGCCUAUGAAUCAGAAUGAGGACCAUCUCGACGCCGAGGUGGCGCUGCUUGCUCGCGAAUCUGGUGUCCCCGAUUCUUAUCGUUUCGUACCCCCGCCAGAAACCAUCUCUCGCGCAAUCUCGACUAUGACGCUGGAUAGCGAUCAGAGAAGUUCCAGAUCAAUUCACUCUCAAGAAACGCAGUCAACAAGCUUCACAUCCGCGCCUUCCCGAACUUCCAGAGACCUCAUUUUCUCCACUGACGGCUCAACCACAAGAAGGGCACCUCCAGCACGCUCACAGAUUACGUCACCUGUUGAGAAGUCUCGAGACUUUGUUGACCGUCCCGAAUCUGAUUUCCAGUCAAGACAAUCAUCGACACUGUCCAUCACACCUUCCGCCAUCUCCAGCUCAGCCUCGUCACAGCAAGCGCAACCAAGGAAGAAACGGGGCUCCGUCAUUUUCUCCAUGUUCAGAAGGGAUUCAGGGCCUCGAGGCGCAAAGCUGGUAUGCGGUCACAUAUCGUCUGACGCCGACGUUCGCGCACAUAUACAAGAGUCAUUAAAGAGAGGCGCACACGUAGCGCCCGAUUGCUGUGGAAGCGCAUUACCGCAAUCCAUUCUGGAGCGCGUCCCAGCAAAAGACGACCCGAGGCUCGCUAUGGAGACUGCUACCGAGCUGCCUGAGCCUCUUUCCCGUGACUCUGACUAUUGCGAAAUUGUUACCUCAACUGCUGACAGUUCCCAUCCCAUAAUUGACUCUCUAGUUUCAGACAUUUCCUCCGCUUUGCCACAAUCUCCAAUGAGGCGCACCCGACACGAGGCGAUCAGCAUCGGCUUGGCGUUAGCUAAAGAGGCUUUCGCAAGUUACAGGACACAACAGAAGGAAGAGCUUGCACGUGUCUCGCUGUUCGAGUGCAGCCAAAGAAAAGCCUUGUCAGCGUACCAAUAUUGUUCAAUGCAACAAUUGGGAGAACAGCUUGAGAUUGAUAAGAACGAACGGAUCGGACAGCACAAUGAGGACCUGGAGCGAUUAGAAGAACGACAACUUCUCGCUGAACACGACCUGUUGAAAGCACAAGCUCAAGAGACACAGAACGUAGCGACAGCCCUAAAGUAUAUUGAGGCGUAUUGCCUACGUACGAGAAGCAACCAAGAGCGUGUGCAUGCUGUGUCGGAGGAAGACUUGAAGAAGCUGGACCACCAAAGAUUGAUCCAACAGGAUCUUCCCAGACGACACGCGAGUGCAAUCAACGUCUUACGAGCAAGGCAAGAGAUGGACACCGCACGAAGACUAGAAGCACAAGAAGCAGAGCUACAGCAAUUAGGCAUUGAGCACGAGAAAAGGAAGUUUGCAAAAGAAGCGGAAUAUCACAAGGAGCUGGCAAGGCUUGAAACCGUUAUCGAAUUAAGAAGAAAGAGGCUUCUACAAAGGUGGGAUCUCAGGUUUGAAAUAUGGCGACGUGACUGGGAAGCGCAGCACGACACGACUCUGACGGUAGAACUCGAACACGAAGACUGGCCACCUCGCAAAGCAGAUCACACGAUUUCCAUACCUGAAGCAAGUUUGCUAGCUCAGUACAUCAAGGCUGCGGCAUGA